Didymodactylos carnosus is the source of this 1119-nucleotide messenger RNA. The record is from the annotation of a GenBank genome assembly. Lineage: Eukaryota; Metazoa; Rotifera; Eurotatoria; Philodinida; Philodinidae.
AUGGCUGCGGCCACGAUAAUCACUGAAGUGGCUAAUGAGGUAAGUGCUGAUGGAAAAGGCUUUUAUUCAAAGAUUGAUGCACAUAUUCAGACUUUGGCGCCAAAGAUGCGUGGGAAAUGGGUUAUAACAAAGACUAUGUGUAAAGAUAUAAUGAAUGUUUUAAAGCAAGGAAAAACCGUUGUCAUGCUUGAAUCAUUUUAUCAUAUACUUCAUGAAACUCAUGAACAAACUGGUCAUGGUGGUCGCGACAAGGUGCGAUAUGAGAUAUCUCAACAUUAUAGCUGGAUACCUUCAAAAGCAAUCGAUAUUUUUCUUUCGGGUUGCGUAGCUUGUCAGGUUCGAAAGCCGGUUAAGAAUCAUGUUGUGCCAAAAGCAAUUAUUUCUUUAGGUUUUAUGACUCGUGUACAAAUCGACCUCAUUGAUUUGCGUACACGGCCAGAUAAACAAUUCAACUGGAUUCUUCAUUGUCGUGAUCAUUUUUCCAAAUAUUCUUGGGCCUUUGCUUUACCAACAAAAGAGGCUCAUUAUGUUUUAGAAAAACUUCAGCAGCUGUUCUAUCAAUUUGGACCUUGUCGCAUACUGCAAAGUGAUAAUGGUCGUGAAUUUACUGCUCAAAUAAUUAAAGAUCUUAUGAAAACAUGGACAGGUUUGACUAUCGUGAAUGGAAGACCACGUCAUCCCCAAUCACAGGGUUUAGUUGAACGUGGUAAUGCGACUUUGUGUAAUAUUUUAGGUAAAUUCAUGCAUCACCAUGGCACAACGUAUUGGACUGAAUGUCUUCUGCCCGUCGUGUAUUCAAUGAAUACUAGUUUGUCUCGAGCAGUUAAUACAACCCCAUUCGAAAUUGUAUUUGGACAAAAGCCACGUACAGAUUGUGUUUUUUGGAAAACUGUAAGUGAACAAGGUAUUACAGAUGAAACUGAUUUGCCAUCUGAUGCCCUUGACGUUUCAACAGGUGACGACGGUAAUGAUUACGUUGACAUAAAUGAUUCUGAUAGCGGAAAUAUACCGUCUAUUAUACAAAAUUUGGAUUUAGAAUAUGCGCCGUCGUAUGAUGAAGAGAUAGCUGCAGCUUGUUCGGCAGUUAAUGCUGCGAUAGCGGCUGCAGAUACUGUUUAG